This is a messenger RNA of Fonsecaea multimorphosa CBS 102226, 1035 nucleotides long. RefSeq lists its product as uncharacterized. The record is from RefSeq and is a predicted model, not a curated record. The transcript has a single exon. Lineage: Eukaryota; Fungi; Ascomycota; Eurotiomycetes; Chaetothyriales; Herpotrichiellaceae. The coding region runs from base 1 to 1035 and encodes 344 amino acids.
AUGGUACAAAAGACUGUGCUCGUCACGGGUGCGAACGGAUAUAUAGGGUUUGCGGUGUGCAAGGCUUUCUGCCUCGCUGGAUGGAAAGUCUUCGGCCAGAUGCGCUCCGGCCGGAGCGCCCAAGAUUUCCUCAAGGAAGAGAUCACCCCGAUCGUCACGCCCACCCAGGAGAUAUACGCCUCCUUCUCCGCAACCCUCCCCUCCAUCGACGUGGUUGUUACGUGCUGUGAGGAUCUGGUCGACUACGAAGCCCAUCACAGACGUCGUCUUGCGAUGAUCAGGAAGGUGUGUCAAGCCUCGUUCGCCGAUCGCGGCGAGAAGCCUCUUGUCAUUUUCAGCAGCGGCUGUAAAGACUAUGGCAUGGGUCUACGGCAUCAGCAGAUCGGUCUGGCGCCGCAUACGGAAGAGAGCGCGCUCAAUCCUCCGCCGCUCCUUGUCCCACGAACUGCCGCUGCUCGGCAGAUGUUCAGCUUCUCCAGCGAAUUCGAUUGCAUCGUAACCCGUCCAACCACGCUCUUUGGGCGCUCGUCGAGUUACUAUUCAUACAUCUUCGCCCUAGCGGAGCAGGCAAAGAUCAAGCAUGAGGGUGUAUUGACCCUGCCGGAGCGACCGGACUCGAUCCUGCACGGAACGCAUAUCGAUGACUGCGCGGCAGCGUACCUGAACCUCGCGACGUCGCCGCGCAAGCUCGUAGCAGGCCAGGCGUACAACAUUUCUAGCCAUCGAUAUGAGACGCUCGGUGAGAUCGCCCUGGCUAUCGAGCAGAGUCACGGCAUCCAGGUCAAAUUCCGAGACCCCGAGCCUGGAGAUGCGGAACUCUAUGGCGUCUUUAUCCUGUCGGUCUUCAAUUUUCCACAGUGGGUAAGCUCCGACAAGUUGCGUAGGGACACAGGCUGGACCGACAACAAGCCGCUAUUCCAUGAAGGGUACGAGACAUAUCGCCGGGCUUACGAGGCCGCAGCUGGACAGGACACAGAACAGGUACAGAGGGUCAUGGAUAAGGCCAAAGGGAUGUUCACCCACGGAGGGUCGUAG